UAACCACCAAAAUCUUCUUGCCCUUCAAUCCCGCCUUGUCAGAACCCUGAAUUCCAAUCUUCCGCCAUCGCAGCGAAAGCUGUAGCUCCCGCCUCCACCGCCUCAACGAAGGGAAAGAACGAUGGGAAGAACGACGGGCUGGGGGAAGGUCAUUGCUGGAGAAAGAAAUAAAAGGGAAGUUGAUAUAGAAGGGAAAAGAACGACGGGCUGGGGAAAAGUCAUAGGGAAGUUGAAAUUAAAAAAAAGGGGUCGUGGGAUUCGAAUCCCCAACCUCAUUAAACCAAAUUAUCAUUUUUUCCGCUGGAACCGGGGAGAAACCCGUGUGUCAGUUUCCUGGAAAACGACAUUUUCUUGUUUUCGGCCAGAUACUUCAUUCGUUGCUCAUCGUUUUUUCAAUUAAAAAUAGAAAACAAGUGAACACGUUUUUUCGUCUACGUUUUCAAAUAUUUGUUUUGGCAACAAUAAACAGAAAACGAAAUGGGAGCUGAACAAAGGUGAGCUCGUGUUCGGCUCGUUUAUGAACAAGUCAAGUUUCGAACGAGCUUUUCUCGAGUCGAACGCCGAGCCGCUCGCGAACAGCUCGACUCAUUUGCAGCCUUAGUCUAAAUGGUGUAUAGUUGAAGGUAGGAUGAUAAUUUUAGAAAUCACAAUAUAAAGUAGUUUAUUAAUAUGAAAUUCACACCAACUUCAAAUAUUAAAAAAAAAAUACUAUUACACUAAGAUACUCGCCUAUACCAAUUCAAAUUUCCAUUCCUUAUUCCAAUCGCCAUAGCCAAUUCCUUCUCCUUUAAGUUUUGCGUAAGGUGAUCGAAGGUGGGUUUGCUCUGAAAUAAAACAAAAAGGGAAGCCGCGUCCGUGAGUGUUCGCAUUACAUUACGCGCCAUUUUAUUUUACCGGAGAAUCUUUAUAUGACGGUUAAAUAACAGACACGCGCACGCCCGCUAGCUACACAACGACCAACGAAGCUUCUUCUUCCAUUUCCUUAUCGCCGUCUCCCGCCCGAUUAUCUACCCCAAACCGACACCGUUUUCGUCAUUCACCUUCACCACAUGGCAUAACAUAAAUAGCUCCUCCAUCUCUUCCCCCUUUCCACUUGCAAUCUGAUUUUGGGUUCACUUGCGAGUUUCCAUUAAAAGUAUCCAACUCCCGCUUUGAUACGAGGAUGUAAGUUCUGGUUUCUUUGAUUUCUUUUCCCUCCACUCGUAAAGUUCCUUCCUUUUAUGGGGGGUUUUUCAUGUGAUUUCUUCUUUCGAGCUUUCCCUAUUUCGUAUGCUGUUUCUUCUUGCUAAGAUCUAAAUUCGCUUUGAACCAUAGGAUGAUCCAUAUUCUGUGUUGGGUAAUUGUUCUUACUACAUGUAUCGGUAAUGGGUACCAAUUUUUUUGUUGUGUUCCUGCGAUUCCUGCGGCUGUGAAUUUGAUUGGGUUUCGUUUGUCUUUAAUGUCAGAACUGGUGAUCUUAGAACUGAGAGACAACGAUGGUGAAGGAGACAGCUUAUUAUGACAUUUUGGGUGUCAAUGUGGACGCCUCAGCAGCUGAUAUCAAGAAGGCUUACUACGUCAAGGCAAGAACCGUUCAUCCGGAUAAAAAUCCCGGUGAUCCAAAGGCUGCUGAAAACUUUCAGAAACUUGGAGAAGCGUAUCAGGUGUUAAGUGAUCCGGAGAAGCGUGAAGCUUAUGACAAACAUGGAAAGGAUGGCGUCCAACAGGACGCCAUGUUGGACCCUGCAGCUGUAUUUGGAAUGCUCUUUGGCAGCGAGUACUUUGAAGAAUACAUUGGGCAGCUUGCUCUGGCAUCAAUAUCGAGUAUUGAAAUUGAAGACAGCAAUUUGGAUCCUGAAACUCAAAAGCAAAAAUUUCAGGAAAAGAUAAAGGCAAUGCAAAAGGAAAGGGAAGAAAAGUUAAUAACUAAUCUCAAGAAUAACCUGGAACCAUUUGUUGAAGGACGGGUGGAUGAAUUUGUAAAGUGGGCCAAUUCUGAGGCAGUACGGCUCUCUGGUGCUGCAUUUGGUGAAGCUAUGCUGCAUACUAUCGGCUAUAUAUACACGCGUAAAGCAGCCAGGGAGAUUGGGAAAGACAAUCGGUACAUGAGAGUACCUUUUUUAGCUGAGUGGGUACGAGAUAAAGGACACCAGAUAAAGUCGCAAGUAAUGGCAGCUUCAGGUGCUGUCUCUUUAAUCCAGAUACAGGAGGAACUGAAGAAACUGAACCAAGCAGAGAACAAAGAAGAGAACUUGAUGAAAGCCGUUGAAGACAGGAAGGAUGCUAUGCUGCAAUCUCUUUGGCAGAUCAAUGUGGUUGAUAUCGAGACUACUUUAUCUCGCGUUUGCCAAGCUGUGCUUAAAGACCCUACUGUUUCCAAGGAUGUUCUUCGACUGCGAGCCAAAGCAUUGAAGAAACUAGGAACAGUCUUCCAAGGUGCCAAGGGUCCUUACUGCAGGGAAAACAGCUUGCGCCACGAGAGCCUGGCCAAUCCAGCUGCUGCGGCCACAUCUCAGUCUGUUUGAUCUCAAACCGGAUACCUUAUAAGAUUUCACAAUAUCAAGAGUGCGCAUAGAUGAUCCGUUUUUAUAACCUGUGUAGCAUACAGAUAUGCAUGAGUUCACAUAUAUGUAUGGUAUGCUCCAGUUGGUUGAUUAUCCAUACUCUUGGCUGAGUUUUUCCCUUAUUAUGAUGCAAUGUAAGAGACCCGAAGAAAGUUGUAUGCUUUGGUUGUGAAUGCCCAUUUAGGAAAGAGCCCUGUUGUGAAUACAUAUCGGAUUUUCUUGCUUGAUUAUUGAAGAUCGAAAGGGCUAUUCUUUGAGAUAAUGCUAAAGUAAUUUGGUUUCAAGUUGGUGGAAGCAAUAAGCAUGCAUCUGGGACAAUAUGCUCCUACCUUCUUUUCUCUAAUUUGCUUUGCUUUUCCCCUACUGUGAGUGACAUUAAAACUAUACGAUGGGGCCAAGCAUGCUUUGCCACUAAGCUCAGAUCAUAUCUUCAAUUUUUAACUAUUCAGCUAGUGCUAUUGGUAAUCACUUUAAGUGCUUGCUUCGAUAAGAAUUUAUGCAUGUAUCACCAAGAAGUGGGUUCUGAUUAGCUAUGAUUUUCUUUCUAGCAGCAUUUGUUCAUUUGCAUGAAUGCAGUGUUCUGUUUGCAACUUAGCAGGAUCAAGGAUCAGAAUUAAAUUCGACUCAUAAGAACCGUGAUUUUAUCAUAUAUAGGGAAGAUGUUGGUUCCGACAACGAUAUGUGCUUUCAUUUGACUUGCUUGGCACGGUAAUAUGCCACCAUCGAUAAUCUCAAGCUAGCUAGGAGGCAUUCAGAUCCUUAAUACGCGUUUCGUGAACCGUGUCGACUGUUGAAUAUCAAUCGAAUACUCAAGCUUUGCAGCUUCACCCAAAGCCUUGGACCUUUGUAUAGGUCUCCUUUUCCAGUCUUGGCAUAGCAGAAGUUGAAAGAAUGUGCACUAUUUGUCUACAUAUGUGAAAACAUAAGAUAGGAAUUUCAGGAACUAGCCAAGGCCAUAAUCCUGAAAACCAGGCAAGGGUAGGUUUCCUAGUUACAGCUUUACUGAACCAUCAUUGCCCACUUUGAACAAACUAGUGCUACUAAUUGAUCAUUAUGCAAACCAAGAGCCAAGAGACAUCAUAAUUAUUUCUCUUUCUUGCUUGCAUAUAGAAAGAAAGAACAUGACCCAAGCUAUAAAGUGAUGGAGCUUGCCAAUACAUUUCCAACCUUUGGGCAAAUCAUUCCAUAAUUUAAUUCAGCAUUAGAGAACAAGUGUUGCUCUGAGAAAGGAAAUUUGAGAAGAUAAUUGGUCUAUAAUUGGACAGCAGAAAAAAGAAGGGAAGGGUCCUAGCUUAGCUUAAAAUUAGGAGACCCUGUCCUAAUAAAGGACUCAGGAAAGGGCUGCCAAAGCAAAGAUAAGAUUGCUAAUACUGUGCUAUAUUAUUAAUUUUCUUUCUUCUCUUGCUUUAUCAAUUAAGAAUUGAUUAUUGAAUAUUUUCAAUCCCCACAAUUGGUUUCUUCUCUUUAUUCUCCACCAGUGUCCUAUCAGUUGUAUUUGGUAGGUUGUCUUUGUCUUAUUGGAUUAAAGGAAACCACUAACAGAAGUUUAUCCCACAAACAAUUUAAGUAUUUUUAAUUAGGAGCCUAAUCCAACCUAAUGUUUCCUUUCAACAAGGACAAACCAAAACCCUAGUUGAUCACUCAGUAUCCUUCCUCUUUAUCCCAUUUUACUCUCCAUAACAAGCUUGGCAUUUUCUUCAAUAGUGUCACUCUUUCCAUAGAUGAUAGAACUUAAUACUUUUCCAACACUCUAGAAACGUAUUUACAAAUUUGAUCAACUCAUUAUCUAGCUCCCAGGGUUAGAUGGUAUGUGUGUAUACUUAGAACAUGUGAAGUGAGAUACCCACAUCGGCACUCCAUCACAUCGAGAGCCUAUGACAUGAAUGCAGAGAGAUGCCAAACUAGCCCCGAUCAAAGUAUGACCUGAUUAAGAAAUAGGGUCGACAUAC
Molecule: messenger RNA, 4492 nt
Organism: Linum trigynum
Lineage: Eukaryota; Viridiplantae; Streptophyta; Magnoliopsida; Malpighiales; Linaceae
Source: the annotation of a GenBank genome assembly